Callorhinchus milii (elephant shark) is the source of this 3183-nucleotide messenger RNA. RefSeq names its product homeobox B3a (gene hoxb3a). The transcript has 2 exons. Gene Ontology annotation, molecular function: RNA polymerase II cis-regulatory region sequence-specific DNA binding; DNA-binding transcription factor activity, RNA polymerase II-specific. The record is from RefSeq and is a predicted model, not a curated record. NCBI's taxonomy places the organism in Eukaryota, Metazoa, Chordata, Chondrichthyes, Chimaeriformes, Callorhinchidae. Gene Ontology annotation, biological process: regulation of transcription by RNA polymerase II. Gene Ontology annotation, cellular component: nucleus. The coding region runs from base 1100 to 2284 and encodes 394 amino acids.
GAUCCAUCAUAGAUAUCUAGGCUGGGCUUUAUAUAAACCGGGAAAGGGAAGAGAGUCCUAACAUACUGCAAGGCCAAACGAGCUAAAGAAAAACACAGUUUGCACACAGACACACGCUCGGUCACACAGGGGCUGGAAAAACUCACUUCUCCACCUUCGCCUUGAGCAUGUUCUUUUGAAACUCGUCUUAAAAAUACAUUUUUAUUUAUUGAGAAAAACGAAAGGGGGAAAUAACUUGAAUUAAAAGGGCAAUCGAGACGAAUUCGCCUGGUAUUGACUUUUUUUUAACUGGGUGUCAUAAGUCUUAAUAUAAUCUCUGGUUUUGAUGUACGUUAGCUUGGAGGUAAAGAUGUGAAUUUUUAAAUCCUCUUGUUAAGCGAGAAAUUACGGUCUCUAUAAAGUAUGUUUCACAUUGGUGUCUGAAAACAUAGCUACUGAAACGUCCAUAAAUUUCCUUCUAUUCAAACCAGAUGUUUUCGUAAAAUCUCAACCAGCAGUGAUCGCUGUACACUCAUAUUGCGAGAAUUUAGCAGCCUGGUAACGGUGAAUGGAAACCUAGCUUUAGGUGGUAGCACUAUUUUUAAUAUAGCAAAUUGACAGCAUGACAUUUAAUCACGAGAGAGAGAGAAAACGUAACAAAACACUUUGGUUCAACUGGCCCAAUUGAGAAAGUUCAUAAAACGGACUGUUAGAUUUCAAAAGCGGAGUUUGGAUCAGUGCCCAGAUCAGAAACAUUUAGCCAUAAAUAUAUCUGUUCAAAUAGUUUUGCAGAUGGUUCUCCUGUAGAUGAAAUUAGUAGUUUUCCGAUCAGAGUUCACUGUAAACGUGAUUUUUGAAACGAAAUUAGGAAUAACCCAGGAUACAUGAUCAGACAUGGCAUCUGCUGUAGUGUUUGGUGGAGGCUAUUCAUGUCAUUCCCUUUUGAGUGUGUAAGAUGGAUCCAUGGCCGUUCCACUAUUAUUGUGUGGUUCUUCUAACCUUAGGUCAACUGCCAAGAGGCUAUUGGAAGAAAACGUCACGUGAAUCGGGCUGCCAAUGUUAUUCGAUAAGGGUGUCAGGACCCUGACAGUUUGUGAAAUAAAUAUUGGGAAACUGCGAGAUGCAAAAAACGACAUACUGCGACAAUUCUACUCUAUUCGGUGGUUACAUAUACCAGGGAGCAAAUGGGUUCAGCUAUGAGGUGGCUCAACAGCCCUACCCACCAUCUUCUCACGUCGAGAGUGAUUACCAGAGGUCUGCUUGCUCUCUGCAGUCAGCUGGUGCCAAUGUUCCACAUCCCAAAUCUAAAGACAUCAAUGGCAGCUGCAUGCGUUCCAGCCUCCCUGAUCACCACCAACCUCCUCCACCUGUGUCACCUCCCCAAAACCCCAGCAACAACUCGACACAGGCAAGCACCAGCAAGAGUCUGCCCAAAUCUUCCCACACCUCCACACCCAACCUCACCAAACAGAUAUACCCAUGGAUGAAAGAGUCGCGACAAGCGUCCAAGCAGAAAAAUAACAGCUGUCCCAGCACAGCAGAAAGUGUCAGUGGGGACAAAAGCCCGCCGGGUUCAGCUUCCAAAAGAGCGCGCACUGCCUACACGAGCGCGCAGCUAGUGGAACUGGAGAAGGAAUUCCACUUUAACCGUUACCUUUGCAGGCCUCGACGGGUCGAGAUGGCCAAUCUGCUCAACCUCAGUGAACGUCAGAUCAAAAUCUGGUUCCAGAACCGCCGGAUGAAAUACAAAAAAGAUCAAAAGACAAAAGGCAUGGUGGGUUCUGGAGGACAGUCACCCACGGGAAGCCCACCUCUCUCUGUCCCGGCCCCCGGAGGCUUUGUCAACACCAUGCAUUCAAUUCCAAACAACUCUGUCUACGAUGCCCCUUCACCGCCACCUUUCAGCAAACCUCAUCAGAACGCUUAUGCCAUGCCCAGCAGUUACCAAAACCCGAUGAAAAAUUGCCAGACACAGCAGCAGAAAAGAUAUACUGGGACUGCACCAGAUUACGACCCCCAUGUUCUGCAGGCCAACACCAACUACGGAACUCCAAACAUGCAGGCAAGUCCUGUGUACGUUGGCGGGAACUAUGUGGAAUCCAUGUCAUCUUCUGGCCCUUCUCUCUUCGGCCUCAAUCAUCUUCCGCACCCUCCACCCACAAACAUGGACUACAACGGCGCCACUCAGAUGGCUGCCAGUCAGCACCAUGGACCUUGUGACCCUCAUUCAACCUACACAGACCUUUCAACGCAUCAUCCUUCUCAGGGAAGAAUCCAAGAGGCUCCCAAGCUGACCCAUCUGUAGCAGGCACAAAGAUGGACGCUUCGUUAAGAAAGAGAAAUAAAAACACUUGUUUUUUUCAUUUUAUCAUAAUAUCUCUACAGCCCAUUCCCUUCUUAGCAUCUAUUUCGUAUCCAUGUACUCUUGUCUUAUAUUAUUAAUAUGUUGCGUACAUUACCCACUCGCCAACCCCCGCUAUGUAGAAUGUCUAUCAUAAUCCAUUACAGCCCUUAAAUCAUUAACUAUGUAAUGCAACUGCUAAAAUUCCACACCCUCCCUUACUUGGACUUAACGUGAAACAGGGUAAACGGACAAACCUUCUGUCCUUUAAAAUUAAGCAAAAGAAAAGAUGUUUUUAGAGUAUUUACUGAUGAUUGUUUUUUUCCUACGGACACCUGUAUUGCACUUAACGUUUACAUUUCAGUGGGUUAAAAACAGUCCAUAAAAGGUGACUUCUUCCAACUCAGUCAUGAAGGUAUUUGAACUGAGUGGAUAGCGCGUCCUUCAAUAUGUGUGUAUUCUGGUGAACACUCAAAUAUAUUUAUGGAUUAAUGCCAGGAAAAUAUUUCUUUUUGUAUUAUUUAUCCCGACAAUACGUAUUUAUAUAUUAAAAAAAGUUGAAAAAAUGUACUUUUUAGUAUUUACCUGUCGAGGCAGUUGUGUUCAUGUCACGGUAAACAAGUUUAUUUUAGUUUAUGUAAACUAGAAACGAAAAUGUAGUUUUCUGUUGCCAUGUACCUACAAAUAAUGUAAUUAGUCAUACUGAAGGCAUGAGGGCGGAAUCGGACAGUAAUGUAUAGUCUUGAUUUAGAAAAAAAAAUAGGAAUUUCUCCUUUCUGAGACCCCCUUGCCUUCUUUGUAGCUAUUUUCCUUCCUGAGAGUUGUCUGCCAAACAAUUCUGGAAUAAAUCUGUUAUCAGAUUC